ACAAGAUGCUUGAAUAUGCUAACUGCUGCACCCUCACUGAACAUAAAUGAAUGACUAUACUCACACUAUAGAAAGCCUCCCUUAAAAAAACUUGUCCAUACCGGAAGAAUGCCUUAUUCAUGCAAGACUCAUAAGUUUCAAAGACAAAUUCUCUAUGCCCAAAAUCAUAUUCUAUAGGUCACCUCUUAACUGGAUUCGUCGACUACAGAUUUGCAUUUGAAAGUUGGGGGGGGGGUUAUCGCGCAUUUUCAAUUUUUUUUUAAGAUGAAUCGGAAUAUAUAUUACUCUGAAAAGUACUAUGAUGACAUCUAUGAAUACAGACACGUCCACCUACCGAAAGAUUUGGCGAAACAGGUACCUAAAAAUCACCUUAUGUCCGAAAUGGAGUGGCGAAAGUUGGGAAUUCAACAGUCAGCUGGUUGGGUGCAUUAUAUGAUCCAUGAACCAGAACCACAUAUCAUUCUGUUUCGGCGUUCACGCACUGAUAUGCAACAACAAACAUCAACUGCUACCAACAAGACAGAAUCUGGCCAAGUCCCUAUGCAUGCAUAACUGUUAACCCUAGCAAACAAACUGCGUGUUAAGUUCUUUGUUGGAAAUCGUUAAAUAAUAUGUCACAGAGUUACUGCUGCGAAAUACUUAUGUAUAUACACUACUUUCUAUAGAUGUUUAUAUUACUAGGUACGUUUGUACCUAUAUUCACUUUGACGCAUGAGUGACUUUGUUUUCGAUUGUCAUGUGGUGAUGAUAGGUCUAAAAGGUUUUGAGCUACUUACUAAUUGGGCGUGACGUUAUUAGAUACUAUAGUGUGAUUCUGGUACUCCAUUCGCUUUCGUUUUAAUCCUUUUGCAAAUUUAUCUUUGUGCUCUGCAACUAGUCAUGUAGCUUUAUUCAUUCUUUAUUGUCUCUAACAUUGUGUACUAAGUAAGCUAAUGCUCAAUACUUUUUUACUGUUUACAAUAGUAGACCUUUAGGAACUCACACAGCCACAUCAAUAAACAGAAUCCUUCGAUUGUAAGUAGUACAACGUUAUAAUUGUAUUAUUAAUGUAUUACUACUAUGCUUAUAAAACCCACAUAAGAGAAAUCACGAGUCUUAAACCAAAAUAAUUUUUUACAUGCUAAGACAACACUGGGAAAUACACAACUGGACUUAAAGUA
Schistosoma spindalis is the source of this 1160-nucleotide messenger RNA. Lineage: Eukaryota; Metazoa; Platyhelminthes; Trematoda; Strigeidida; Schistosomatidae. The record is from the annotation of a GenBank genome assembly.